Molecule: messenger RNA, 1488 nt
Organism: Myzus persicae (green peach aphid)
Lineage: Eukaryota; Metazoa; Arthropoda; Insecta; Hemiptera; Aphididae
Exons: 1
Coding region: 1-1488 (495 amino acids)
Biological process (GO): DNA replication, removal of RNA primer
Molecular function (GO): nucleic acid binding; RNA-DNA hybrid ribonuclease activity
Source: RefSeq, a predicted model, not a curated record
AUGGAAAACACGAACAUUCCUCGAGUAUUCAACAUAAAAAUACUAGGCUUAACCUUUGAUUCAAAACUAACAUGGCGAACCCACAUAAACAACAUAAAAAAUGAAGCAAAAACUAAACUCAAUAUAAUAAAAACACUAAGUAACCUCGAAUGGGGUGCAGAAAGCAAAACAUUACAGAAAAUACACAACUCAAUAAUCCUCUCAGCACUAGAAUAUGGCUCAAUACUAUAUGCAGGAGCAUCUGCUGUUACAAUCAAAACUUUAGAUCCUAUUCACAAUACAGCCUUAAGAUUGUCAAUUGGUGCUUUCAAAAGCAGCCCAGUUCUUAGCAUCAUAAACAUCACAGGCUCUAAAUCUCUUGAAAAAAGGAGAAUAAAACAUACAUUGGAAUACUCUUCAAAAACAUUAAUAGCAACAAAAAAUCCCAUCAGCACAAUAUUAAGAAACUCAAUCAACCAAUUCCAAAAUAACGAUAUAAACGAUCUUGGCACUCGUACAGCCACCUAUGCCUCGUACCUCAAUAUUACUUUUACAAACCAACUUAAUCCUCAAGUCUCUGAACAGCCACCAUGGAUUACCUCAAAUCUUCUCAUCUAUUUCAACCUAACUGCACACAAAAAAAAAGAAACCGAUUCCUACAUUUACAAAUCAAACUUCUUCGAUCUAAAAAACAGUCUUCCACCACAUCAAGAAAUAUACAUUGACGCAUCCAAAAACACGGAAGGAACUGCAAUUGCAAUAAUCCAGCCAAACUCCCAAACAGCAUUUCAAAUCCCAUCAUACAACUCAAUCUAUACAGCAGAAUAUCUAGCUCUUUUAAAAGCCACAGAAUUAGCUGCCACCUCGGAUAUCCAAUCUUCAACCAUAUACACAGACUCUCUCAGCGCCCUCACAAACUUAGCAAAUCCACAAAAAAACAACCCAAUAGGCAACCUAAUAUUAAACAUUAUAUUCUUAUCAAAAAAAGACAUCAGAUUUCUAUGGGUACCUGGACACAACAACAUACCUGGUAACGAAAUUGCAGACAAAAUAGCCAAAAGGGCAACGAAAGAACCAACUGAUUUCUGGAAUAUAACAACACAUUUAGAUACAAAACUCCUUAUAAACACUAACCUUGACCAAACCUGCCUUCAAGAAUGGAGAUCAGUACGAAACAACAAGCUAAGAGAAAUAAAAUCAUCCACCCUCCCUUGGCUGCCUGACUCAUCACUCCCGCGUAGACAUCAAAUCGUACUCAACAGAUUACGAAUUGGCCAUACACUUUACACUCAUGAACAUCUAAUGAGCAAAAAGGAACAACCUAUAUGCACCUCAUGCAACACCGUGACUACUGUCAAACACCUGCUAACAGAAUGCCUCCUCACAAAAGAUGCCAGAGACAAACUCAUGCUCCCCAACAACCUUUGUGAAAUACUAGCACUAAACACGGAAAGAACAUCUUCACUCCUAGAACUUCUCAAACAAACAAACCUUCUGCAAAAAAUAUAA